Messenger RNA from Drosophila virilis, 2027 nucleotides. RefSeq names its product alpha-N-acetylgalactosaminidase. The record is from RefSeq and is a predicted model, not a curated record. Gene Ontology annotation, biological process: glycoside catabolic process; oligosaccharide metabolic process. Gene Ontology annotation, molecular function: alpha-galactosidase activity. Lineage: Eukaryota; Metazoa; Arthropoda; Insecta; Diptera; Drosophilidae. Gene Ontology annotation, cellular component: cytoplasm.
UCACAUAUCUACAAAGCUAUAAGUGCUAAAAAAAAGUGAAUAGCUAGACAAAAUCUAUAUUCGUGCGUAUAGUUUAUAUAUGUAUAUAUAUAAGUAGUAUAUAUUCUAUAUCAGCGUAAGAAGCCGAGGCAAUAUAGCCAUGUCCCACCACAGAUUGUCUUGCUGUUUUAAAGCUAUCGUCUUAAAGCAUGGUCAAAACCGUCCAUAAAAACGGUACCCCAAAAUAAGGACACGUUUACUUCUUUUAAACAAAAAAUGUUAAGCUGCACAAGAACCAUCAAUCGUUGCAAAGUAAGCCUUUAUGCCGCACCACCCCUUCAUUAUGAGGUUUUUGUAUUGAAUAUUAGUAGCGGUCAACUCACUCUACCUUCCGAAUAUGAUCACGAAUACAAUAUUAAAACGCUUCAAAUCACUUUUACAAGCGUAAUUAAUGACAGCGUACCUCCAGGUCCCACUAAAACAGUUUCCUUAUACUGUCUAAUAUAAGGUCACAGUUCUAUGAAUAUAUAUAUUUACAUAUGCCCUUCAAAAUUGCAGGGAUCUAUCGUGCAUUCUUGAGUUAAUAUUUAAAUUAAUAUUUUAAAAUUGUACUUACGGACACUAAUUACAGCUCAAUUACAUUUUGGAUAAUAUACUGUACCUAAAAAAGUUUAAACUUAGCUGUAAUGUUGUGUGUAUGUAACCUUGUUUAUCAAAGCUGCGUACUGUAUAUUACACUUUAGCUACAAUAGUUUUAGUUUGUGCUCCAAAAAAUAUAAUUAACAUUAACAAGCAAAUGCAAACCAAUUCAGGACAAUAUGCUUACGCAUAUUUUUCUUAUAAGCGCUCUGACUGCGGCAUGUAACUGCUUAGAAAAUGGAUUAGCAAGAACUCCUCCAAUGGGAUGGUUAUCUUGGGAGCGGUUUCGUUGCAAUACAGACUGUUUAAAUGAUCCAGACAACUGUAUAAGUGAACGACUUUUUCAAAAAAUGGCCGAUCUUCUUGUGUCGGAGGGAUAUGCAUCUGUGGGAUAUGAAUAUGUUAAUAUUGAUGACUGUUGGUUGGAGAGGUAUCGUGGACCUGAUGGAAAACUUCUAUCUGAUCAAAGGCGUUUUCCUAAUGGAAUUAAAGCAUUGUCAGAUUAUAUUCAUUCAAAAGGAUUAAAAUUUGGAAUUUAUGAAGACUAUGGAAAUUACACAUGCGCUGGAUAUCCUGGCAUUAUCGGGUUUGAGAAAAUAGAUGCGUAUCAAUUCGCAGAAUGGAAUGUUGAUUAUGUUAAAUUAGACGGUUGCUACGCCUUACCAUACGAUAUGGAUAGAGGCUACACGGAGUUUGGAAAACUUCUUAACAGUACGGGGAAGCAUAUGGUGUAUUCUUGUAGCUGGCCUGUUUACCAAAUAUAUGCAGGGAUUCCACCAAAUUUUUCAGCGAUUCAAAGUCAUUGCAAUCUAUGGAGAAAUUUUGACGACAUCCAGGAUUCGUGGUUAUCUGUUGAAAAUAUUAUUGAUUAUUAUGGAAAUAAUCAAGAUGUAAUUGCACCCUAUGCUGGACCUGGACACUGGAAUGAUCCUGACAUGCUAAUAAUUGGAAACUUUGGCCUUAGCUAUGAACAGGCGAAGACUCAAUUUGCUGUGUGGGCCAUUCUUGCUGCUCCACUUUUAAUGUCAGUUGAUUUAAGGACAAUACGACCUGAAUUUAAGGAGAUAUUGCUCAAUAGAAAGAUUAUUUCUGUAGAUCAAGAUCCCUUGGGCAUACAAGGUCGAAGAAUAUAUAAACAUAAGGGAAUAGAAAUUUGGUCAAAACCAAUAAGUCCAGUUUAUCAGAGCUUUUACUCCUAUGCUUUAGCCUUUGUAAAUAGACGGACAGACGGCACACCAUCUGAUAUUUCCGUUACAUUAAAGGAGCUAGGUCUGAUCAAUAAUUCUGGAUAUAGAGUUGAGGACCUUUACGAGAACAUUGAUUAUGGAAUAUUGUUCCCGAGAACUAAAAUCAAGGUUAAGGUAAAUCCAUCUGGAGUUGUUAUGUUAAAAGGACAAAUUAAGUUUUAA